This is a messenger RNA of Penicillium hordei, 2172 nucleotides long. RefSeq names its product dynamin family protein. The record is from RefSeq and is a predicted model, not a curated record. NCBI's taxonomy places the organism in Eukaryota, Fungi, Ascomycota, Eurotiomycetes, Eurotiales, Aspergillaceae. The transcript is spliced from 4 exons. Bases 1 to 2172 code for a protein of 723 amino acids. Gene Ontology annotation, cellular component: microtubule; cytoplasm; membrane. Gene Ontology annotation, molecular function: GTPase activity; GTP binding; microtubule binding.
AUGACUCUUCAGGAAACCAGUUCUGACAGCCAGGCGCUGGCCGAUUCCCUGUUACUCGAAAAAAUUGAUAAGCUAUUUGCGUGUAACGUGGGACAAUACAUCGGCCUCCCUCAGAUCGUGGUCGUUGGUGAUCAGUCCAGCGGCAAGAGUUCAGUCUUGGAAGGCUUGACCCGCUUGAGCUUUCCGCGCGACAGUGGCCUGUGUACCAGAUUUGCCACGCAGAUAGUCUUUCGGCGUGAUUUGAUAUUGACUCAGCGGCAGAUUUCUGUUUCGAUAAUCCCUGCAUCCGAUACAGACGCAGCCGCGAAAGAGGAACUUGCGAGAUGGAGUUCUUCGGGGAUUGCGACACUUAGUGACGAAGGCUUUUCUCAGAUGAUGACCGAGGUGCAUCAAAUAAUGGGACUUUCUGUCUCUAAUGGAGAUGGGCUACCGACAUUCUCUAACCAUGUGCUUCAACUUGAAAUACGGGGUCCUCAAGAGAACCAUCUCAGUGUUAUUGAUGUUCCUGGUAUCUUCUCGGCCCACAAACCUGGACUUACUACAAAGGAGGACAUAGUCCUUGUGCGAGAAAUGGUUCUCCGCUACAUGAAAAAUGAACGAUCGAUUAUGUUGACUGUGGUACCUGCAAAUGUGGAUGAUGCUACGCAGGUGAUCAUUGAGAUGGCUCGUGAGCUGGAUCCCGAGGGAGAAAGAACAUUGCAAGUUUUGACCAAACCUGAUCUUGUUGAUGAGGGAGCGAAGGACAAAGUGGUUGAGAUGGUUGAAAAUGCAACUAAUGGCCUCGGGUGGAUUGUUCUUCGAAACCUGGGACAAGCACAGCUAAGCCAUGCUGAUAUCGACCGAGACAGGCAAGAGGAGGUUUUUUACCAAACCUCCCCCUGGAAUCGUCUCCGUGUGGAGAACUUUGGUGUCAAGGCGCUGAGGAGCCGCUUGCGGGAAGUCCUGACCGCUAGUGUGCGUCGUGCGUUUCCAUCAGUUCGUGCUGAAGUGAUAAAAAAGCUUAACCAGGCUAAGGCGGAUCUAAAAUCCCUCGGCAAAGAGCGAGAAACCCCAGAACAGCAGAGGGGGUUUCUUCUGGACAUCAUUUCGGAUUUCCAGGAGUUAACCCAGCUAGCUCUCACCACAAACUAUGGCGCACGGGACGUCUUUGAGAAAAAGGAAUCUCUAAGACUGGCUACUUCGGUCAUCAAUCGAAACAUCACUUUCGCGGAUGAGAUCUUAACCAAGGGACACAGGUUUUCUUUUCAAACCAAUUAUAAGGAUGAUAAUCGCACCGAGUCUCCUACUAUUUCUGACGAGGAAGAUGGAUCCGACAGAGAUCGAUAUUCGAGCAAUGAAGAGCAGUGUGUCUUGAGUCGAAAUACCGACUCAUGCGAAGACCUUCAAGAAAUUUUGCAUGAAAAUGUUGAGAUACAACUACCAUCUGCAAAAGGAGUUCUAGAUUGGAUCCAAGCUCAACAUCAUCAGUCCAGAGGGUUCGAAGUCGGAACAUUCAGUUCUUCCUUGAUCGCGACUUUGAUGAAGAAACAAUCUAUGAAAUGGUCGGCACUUUCCAUGGGCUACAUUAGCGAUAUCAUUGUGAUUGUUCACAGAUUCAUACAAGAGAACCUUCGUACUGCUUGUGAUGAUUCAAGAUUAUGCUCGAGCAUCAUUUCUCUUUUGAUGGACUCCUUAAUGGACAAAUACCGACAAGCGUUGUCCAAAGCUGAGUUUUUGCUGAGGAUUGAACUAGAGGGAACCCCGAUGACCAUGAACCAUUAUCUAAAUGAUAAUAUGCAAAUAUGUCGUCAAAAGCGCAUGCGGUCUGCUAUGUCCAAGCAUGUUAUAGAAUACAGUAAUCAUGGCAAGUGUGUCAGGUUGAGUGAUAUCAUACAGCAAACUCCAAUGAACAAUACCGACCAUACUGUCAAGGACUUGCAUGACAUUUUGCAUGCCUACUACAAAGUGGCUCUCAAGAGGUUCAUUGACAAUAUCUGCAUGCAAGCCGCAGAUUACCACUUGGUCACCGGACCUGAAGCCCCAAUGAAGUUGUUUUCACCUGCAUGGGUGAGCAGUCUUCCAGAAGACAAGUUAGAGGAGAUAGCCGGAGAAGAGAAGAGUACCAGGCGCAGACGGCGACAGUUAAGGAAGCAGAUAGAGGAGCUGGAGGCUGGACGUAAGGGGUUGAUCUGA